Molecule: messenger RNA, 2303 nt
Organism: Felis catus (domestic cat)
Lineage: Eukaryota; Metazoa; Chordata; Mammalia; Carnivora; Felidae
Gene: EIF3K
Product: eukaryotic translation initiation factor 3 subunit K
Exons: 7
Coding region: 99-1037 (312 amino acids)
Biological process (GO): regulation of translational initiation
Cellular component (GO): cytoplasm; eukaryotic translation initiation factor 3 complex
Molecular function (GO): translation initiation factor activity; ribosome binding
Source: RefSeq, a predicted model, not a curated record
GUUUCCGUUUCCGCCCCUUCUUCCUUUUCCGGUCCUGGCGGACGCCGCUUCGGUUGGGUUCUCGGCCCCGGGCCCCGGCGUGGGAGGCGACCGUAGUCAUGGCGAUGUUUGAGCAGAUGAGAGCGAACGUUGGCAAGUUGCUCAAGGGUAUCGACAGGUAUAAUCCUGAGAAUCUGGCCACGCUGGAGCGGUAUGUGGAGACACAGGCCAAGGAGAAUGCCUAUGAUCUGGAAGCCAACCUGGCCGUCCUGAAGCUGUACCAGUUCAACCCAGCCUUCUUUCAAACCACAGUGACCGCCCAGAUACUGCUAAAGGCCCUCACCAACCUGCCCCACACCGACUUCACACUGUGCAAGUGCAUGAUCGAUCAGGCACAUUCUCAGCAAGAAGAACGACCAAUCCGACAGAUCUUAUACCUCGGGGACCUGCUGGAGACCUGCCACUUCCAGGCCUUCUGGCAAGCCCUGGAUGAAAAUAUGGACCUCCUGGAGGGUAUAACUGGCUUUGAAGACUCCGUCCGAAAAUUUAUCUGCCAUGUUGUGGGCAUCACUUACCAGCACAUUGAUCGCUGGCUACUGGCCGAGAUGCUCGGGGAUCUGACCGACAGCCAGCUAAAGGUGUGGAUGAGCAAAUACGGCUGGAGCGCUGAUGAGUCGGGCCAGAUCUUUAUCUGUAGCCAGGAGGAGAGCAUCAAGCCCAAGAACAUCGUGGAGAAGAUCGACUUUGACAGUGAGUGGUGCCUCAAGGCCUCGGGCUGUGGGGCUAAGGAGAUGCCCUUCAAUAGACCAAGGCUAGGCCCCCCAGGGACUUGGGUGGUUACGUUCUGGUUCGGGGCCAGGAGAUUUGCAUCUGCCAGACUCCAUGGACCUGCUUUCCAGGCCUCCCUGCUGAGGGAGGGAUGGGGGGGUGUCCUUCCUUGGGACACCCCAGGGCUUGGACGGGCCUUGCAGGGUGUCUCCACACCUUUACUGGUCGCGGGGGCUCUGUUCUGUUGGCCCUCUGUCCUUGAGGGUAGUGCCAGUUCUGGAGUUGGGUAGCUGGGUGGAGAUCUUGGUUCUCUGUUUCUUAGCUGUGCGCCUUUGGGCAAGUGAUUUUACCUCUCUGUGCCUUAGUUUUCUCAUCUAAAAAGUGGGGAUCAGAGCACCAGUCAUUAUGACAGAUACUACGUAGUUCCUUACACUUCUAAGUCAUACGGUCCUCACGUGAACCCUGAAUGGUAGGGGCUGUUACUGUAAAGUACCGAACGAUAUCAUAAUAACCUACCUCACGGAGGUAUGAGGGCAAAGUGAACACUUCGCAAAGCUCUGCCGCGUCAGCCGUGGUCAUCGCUGUCACACACACGCUGAACUAGCACAGGCCCCACAGAUCCCUCAGCUGAGAACAGAGUGAAAUAGCUGUGAGGUUAGUGCUCUCACCUGCUCAGUACAUGUGUCUGAGCGAGAACCUGGGGCCGGGGAUGGGCUGCUCCCUUGCACCUUGGGUCUCCUCCCCGUCCCUUGGUACGAACCUGGUGUUUUUAAAGGUAUGUCCUGGUACAGCAUGCCUUCUCAGUACAAACCAGCUAAUUUGGUACUAACUUAGGAGCAUGAUCAAGUGGAAAGUCAGCUCUGCGCUUAGGGACUGUGGCCCCUCCCUCUAAAUGAGAGGUGCCCCCUGUGUGGGGGCUCAGGUGGGAAGUCACUGGAGCGAGGGGCUCUGCAGUGAGGAGCUGGAAGUCCGGUGUUUCCGGCGUCUUGCACGUAGUAUAUAGUCAGUGUCACUGUGAGAGUGGUGAGAAUAGCAAACAGCUAGUACCAGGCGUUGCUCUAAGCACGUCAUUUAACCCUCUGCGCGUGUGUAUGUGGGGGGGUGCUUUAUGCAGUUGGGGAAACUGGUUUUAAUUAACUCUCCUGAGGUCACCCAUCUGGUAUGAGGCAGAGUUGUGAUGAGGGCUUGGGUCUCCUUGCUUUGGUCCCGAUUUUUAACUACUGCCCCGACUGCCUUCGUGGGGCACCUGGCUGGCCCAGUAGGUAGAGCAUGAGCUCUCGGGGUCAUGAGUUCAAGCCCCAUGCUGGGCAUAGAGACUACUUUAGACAAACAAACAAACAAAAACCAAACUGCAUUGUGAAGGUGACCAGGGCCCAGAAGGGGUUUGCGAUCUGCCACCCCUGCAGAAUUGUGGGUGUCGUGGCUGCUGGCUGGAGGUUGGUCUCCCGUUCUUCCCGUUGACCUGCUGCCCCUUCUCUUCUCAACAGGUGUGUCCAGCAUCAUGGCCUCCUCACAGUAACUCGGCAGGCGCUUAAUAAAGAUUUAUUGACUUCUUA